This is a messenger RNA of Notechis scutatus (mainland tiger snake), 2267 nucleotides long. It is a transcript of the gene SPHK1, whose product is annotated as sphingosine kinase 1. The record is from RefSeq and is a predicted model, not a curated record. Lineage: Eukaryota; Metazoa; Chordata; Lepidosauria; Squamata; Elapidae. Gene Ontology annotation, biological process: sphingosine biosynthetic process; negative regulation of apoptotic process; phosphorylation. Gene Ontology annotation, cellular component: intracellular membrane-bounded organelle; cytoplasm; membrane.
AUGGAAGGAGAUUCGGGCCGAGGCGCUUCCGAGGAAGUUUUGCUCUCGGGCGUCUUUCGCCUCGUCCCUUCUCUGAAGGUGAACUGUGCCCUGAGCCUCACAAGCGGCUCGGAGCUGCUGGUGCGCCGGCUGGACUCGGCCGGCCGGAGCAGCAACGCGGGCAGCGCGCUGAGCCUCUCCACUUGCGUGGGCUGCUACGCUUUCCAAAGCAGGAGCGCCUCGAAGCAGCCGGCGGCCGCCUACUUCUGCGUCGUUUGCUACCCUUUCAAGAAGGGCUGGUGGUACCGCGGGGAAUCUCGGCAGAAGGUAGCGAAGACCUUUUGCGUCUUGGCGUCGCAGGACGCCGAAGAGAACCGGCACGUUGCCGAGACCUGGGUGAGGGCGAUCCGAGAGCUCUCGGCCCCCCAUCUGGAAGGAGGAAUACAUGGGUUACUUCCUCAGAAGUGCCAGGUGAUGGUGCUGCUGAACCCACGGAGUGGAGCAGGAGAGGCCCUGCGUCUGUUCACCUCUCAAGUUCAGCCGAUGCUGGCAGAAGCCAGCAUAGGAUUCCAUAAGUUUGUCACGGAGAAACAUAAUCAUGCUUGGGAUUUGGCAAGAGAGGAGGACAUGUCCAAAUGGGACGCCAUGGUCAUUAUGGCUGGAGACGGCUUGCUUCAUGAGGUGAUCAAUGGCCUGAUGGAGCGUCCUGACUGGAAGACUGCGAUCCAGAAACCUCUCUGCAUUCUCCCAGGAGGCUCUGGGAACGCUUUAGCUGCUUCACUUAAUCACUAUGCUAGCAAAAGUCAUGUGGCAAAGGAGGAACUGUUGAUGAAUUGCACCUACUUCUUAUGCAAAGGCCUGCAUGCUCCCAUGGACCUCGUCUCCCUCCGCACGGCCUCAGGCAAGCGUCUCUUCUCCUUCCUUAGCUUUGGCUGGGGUUUUGUCUCUGAUGUGGACAUUACCAGCGAGAGGUACCGUAAAUUGGGUAGUGCCCGUUUUACAGUGGGCACGUUCCAACUCCUUACUUCACUCCAAGUUUACAAGGGCCGCCUCUCCUACCUGCCAGCUGAAGUACAAAGCUCUGCCUCAAAUUCCUUGCCUCCCAUAGGGGUGAAUACCAGCCCCUCACCUCAACAUCCUCACCAGGUCUCCACUGCUGUCCACACCCUCCCUCAGUCUGCAUCUUCCCUCCUGAAGGAGGAUUCUGUGCUGGAAGACUCCUUGUUGGUACCCUUUGAGCAGCCAGUUCCCAAGCACUGGACUGUCGUCCCCGAGGAGGAAUUUGUUUCUAUAGUUGGCAUUCAGCAGUCCCACCUGGGAACAGACUUUAUUAUAGCUCCCACGGCCAAGCUGUUUGAUGAUGCCAUCCAUCUCUUCUAUGUAACUGCUGGCAUUUCCCGGAUGGGAAUGCUCAGGUUAUUCAUGGCCGUGGAGAAAGGGAGCCAGUUGACUCUUAACCAACCCCAUGUCCACUGCGUGCCUGUGAAAGCCUUUCGGCUGGAGCCCCUGGAGCCCAAGGGGUUUAUGACAGUAGACGGCGAGGUGUUGACAUGUGAGCCGGUGCAAGGACAAAUACACCACCGGCUAGCCCGUAUUAUUAGUGGCUCCUGAAUGAGCAUCAGGAAGAAACGGUGGAAAGGGUUUUUGUGACAGCACUGUGACAUUCUGGAAAGUUGUGAAGAAAUCUCCAAAUGCUGCAUCUACUGCAUUCAAAACACCAUCAGCAUUGUUCACAGGGAUAAUCCUCAGGGAGAGCUUGUCUUUUUCUGCAACUUUUAACUGCGAUGCAAGUAGCGGAGGAGCUUGUCUUGCCCAUGACUUCUUCCUAAACUGCUAUGCAGUGAAAGGCAACUUUAGAGUCUCCUUGCUCUCUGCAUUACUCUAGCAGAAGGAUGCCUUCAAACUAAACCAAAGCCACUUCCCCUUCUGUCUGGAUAAAGAUGUCUUAAUCCUUUGCCACUCGAAGGACCAAUUUUAUGAUUUUGUAAGGAAUAUAAAACACAUACAUGCCUUGUGUGUAGUUGCUUAUAUUCCCAUGGAGAAAUGAAAGUCCUAUUUUGAAAAAAAGUAAUGUCUGUUAUCGAUGCUGUGAUUUUGGAUUGCUCUUAUCAAAAGGCAAAGCACUUAAUGUAACAUUUCACCCUCUUUAUCAUUCAAAUGCAGGUAGGUUAAUUGAAACAAAACCGGCUAACCUUCCCCAGGACACAACAGUUCUUCAAUGAGAUGCACAUUUGAUUAGGCAACUCCUAGGUUAUUUCUAUAAAAGUCCAAAGUGGCACCUUUAUGUA